Messenger RNA from Stereum hirsutum FP-91666 SS1, 1002 nucleotides. Its product is annotated as nucleotide-diphospho-sugar transferase. The transcript is spliced from 2 exons. Lineage: Eukaryota; Fungi; Basidiomycota; Agaricomycetes; Russulales; Stereaceae. The record is from RefSeq and is a predicted model, not a curated record. Gene Ontology annotation, molecular function: glycosyltransferase activity. The coding region runs from base 1 to 1002 and encodes 333 amino acids.
AUGUCGCGCAACGCAGCCUAUGUCACCCUCCUCACCAAGGCCGAAUACCUCCCCGGAGCACUCGUCGUCGAGUCCUCGCUGAGAGCCGUAGGCUCGAAGUAUCCGCUGGUCAUCAUGGUCACUCCUUCGCUGUCCCAGGAAGCCCGAGAUGUGUUAAGUCGACGGGGUGUGAAGAUGAGAGAGAUUGAGAGAGUGGAUCCGGCGGAGGGAUUGGUGACGAUUAGCGCACAUGAUGCGAGGUUUGCGGAUACUUGGACGAAGUUGAGGUGCGCUGCGGUUGUUGUGAUAUAUUGCCGUAUAGUCUUGAUGGACUGCGACAUGAUCGUUCGCCGAAAUAUGGACGAGCUCAUGGAUCUUGAACUCCCCGACGACUGGAUCGCUGCAUGCCAUGCCUGCACUUGCAACCCGCGUAAAUUACCUCACUAUCCGAAGGACUGGUAUGUCCCGUUCCAUCCAUCUCUAUUCUCAUUCUUUCUCAUCGACAUCACCAUCCUUCUCAGGGUACCUGAAAACUGUGCAUACUCUCCCCUCGAGCACCCUCUCGCUCUCGACCAGGCAAGCAAUAUCAAAUCAGAUAGCCCACGGACCUAUGGUCUCUUGAAUUCAGGCAUCGUCGUCAUGAACCCCUCCGCCCCCCUCUCCCAAACCGUUCUCAACUACCUCCAUACCUCUCCCGACGUCUCGUCCUUCUCCUUCCCCGAUCAAGAUCUCCUCGCCGCCGUCUUCACCGGAAAAUGGAAGCCCCUGCCGUGGAAAUACAACGCGCUGAAAACGUUACGGCAGAUCCACAAGCCGUUGUGGAGGGACGAGGAAGUGAGAUGUCUGCAUUAUAUAUUGCAUGAUAAGCCGUGGCAGGCGAGGGUCGGACAGGAGGGAAGUUCGGCGGAGUAUGAGGAGGUGAAUACGUGGUGGUGGGAUCAGUUGGAGGCGUUGGUGGAAGAGCUUGGGAAGAGUGAUCCGGAGGGACGGAGGUUGGUGCUUGAUAAUGUGGCACAGCCGUAG